This is a messenger RNA of Acinonyx jubatus (cheetah), 3033 nucleotides long. RefSeq names its product endoplasmic reticulum aminopeptidase 2. Gene Ontology annotation, molecular function: metalloaminopeptidase activity; peptide binding; zinc ion binding. Gene Ontology annotation, biological process: peptide catabolic process; proteolysis. NCBI's taxonomy places the organism in Eukaryota, Metazoa, Chordata, Mammalia, Carnivora, Felidae. Gene Ontology annotation, cellular component: cytoplasm. The record is from RefSeq and is a predicted model, not a curated record.
AUGUUCUCCUGUGUAGCUGUAAGUCCCCUUCCACAGCGAACCUGUGCAGACCUUGAUGCAUCAGGUACCCAGCCUGCCACCACGUUCUCCUAUGGACCCACCCCCUCUAACAAGCCUGUGGCAGGAAUGCAUAGAAAGGAGUACUAUAAGCCUAGCAGUGUGCAAGCAGCCCCAACAAGGGCCAGCACUACUACAAAAUCAAAUCCACACAUUGAUCAGUGUGACGUAACUAGAGCUAGUGCAGUGCUGGAGAAUAUUAUUUCUGAAACGGCCAAAUCAUGCAGAAAAUUAAUAUUUAAUAUUUAUAUGGGAUUUUACUGUCCAACCAUCAUACCCAAAAUAUGCAUUUGUUCUCAAUUUUCAAUGCCAUCUAUUGAUCAGUUCAAUAAGGGCCCUGGGGUAGUAUCCACCAACGGGGAACCAUUUCUUUGGAAUGAGCUAAGGUUCCCCAGCAUGGUCAUUACCCUUCACUAUGUGGUCCAUCCAAAUCUUACCUCCCUGGGCUUUAUCACAUCUGAGAAAUUGGUCAGAGAUGCCGCUCUAUAUAUCAUCUUGCACAGCAAAGAUCUUGAAAUCAUGAAUAUCAUCCUUUGAUCAGAGGAAGAUUUGAGAUACAGGAAACCAGGAAAAAAGCUGAAUGUUUUGAGUUUUGCUGCUCAUCAACAAAUUGCACUUCUGGCUCUAGAGAAACUCAUGGCUGAUUUGAGUUAACCUGUGGCCAUUGACCUCUAGGCCAAGUCAGCCGGUGGUUUUGAAGGGUUUUAUAAAAGCACAUACAGAUCUUGUGGUGGUAAAACAAGAAUAAUUGCAGUAAUGGAUUUUGAGCCAACCCAUUCACGGUUGGUUUUUCCUUGCUUUCAUGAACCACUGUAUGUAUCCAACUUUUCAAUCACGAUAAGAAGAGAAAGAGGACACAUAUAUUUGGCAUUAUUUUCGGAUCCCAAAAGUAGUACAUUGUGUCUUCAAGGAAGCCUCUUAGAAGAUCAUUUUGAAACUACGGUAAAAAUGAGGACAUAUCUUAUAGCCUACAUAGUUUGUGAUUUCAACUCUGUGAGUGGCACAACCUCGUCAGGGGUCAAGGUGUCUGUCUGCACAUCCACAGGCAAAUGGAGUAAAAAACAUUAUACCUUGGAAGCAUCAUUAAAGCUCCUUGAUUUUUAUGAACAUUACUUUGGUAUCAACUAUCCACUCCCCAAACUGGAUCUAGUUGCCAUUCCUGACUUUGGAUCUGGAGCCAUGGAAAAUUGGGGCCUCAUCACAUAUCAAAAAACAUCACUGCUCUUUGAUCCCAAGACCUCUUCUGUUUCUGAUAGACUGUGGGUCACCAAAGUCAUAGCCCAUGAACUAGCACACCAGUGUUUUGGCAACCUGGUUACAAUGAAAUGAUGGAAUGAUAUUUGGUUCAAUGAAGGUUUUGCAACAUACAUGGAACUCAUCCCACUUAAUGCUACAUAUCCAAAGCUAUAAUUUGAUGAUGCUUUUUUGGGUGUUUGUUUUGGAGUGAUCGAACAAGAUUCAUGAAAUUCAUCCUUUCCUAUCUCCAAUCAGGCAGAAACUCCUAUUUAAGUACAGGAAAUGUUUAAUACAGUUUCCUAUGAGAAGGGAGCUUGUAUUUCAAAUAUUCUCAAGGAUCUUCUGAAUAAGGAGAAAUUCCAGGAAGGAAUUAUUCACUACUUAAAGAAGUUCAGUUAUGGAAAUGCCAAAAAUGAUGAUUUGUGGAGCAGUUUGUCAAAUAGUUGUUUAGGUAAUUUUACAUCUGGUGGAUUUUGUUAUUCUGGUUCCAAGAUGACAAGCUGCACACUUGCCUUUCUGGGGGAAGAUGUGGAGGUCAAGGAGAUGAUGACUACGUGGACUCGGCAGAGAGGAAUUCCCCUCAUUGUGAUUGGACAAAAAGGACGUUCACUCAGGCUCCAAUAGAUAGGUUUUCUGAGCAGGGUUUUCAAAGAUGACCCGGAAUGGAGGGCCCUACAGGAAAGGUAUCUUUGGCAUAUUCCAUUGACCUACUCCAAUUCCUCUAAUGCGAUUCAUGGACACAUUCUAAAAUCAAGGACAGGUAAUGAACUAAUUAGCCAAAUAGGUGUUUCCAUUCUGAAAUUAAACAUGUUCUCAGCUAUUUGGAGGAAAGAUACUUUAGGUGAAAUUCAGUGUGACUCAAAUGGCUACUACAUUGUUCACUAUGAGGGGCAUGGAUGGGACCAACUCAUGGGACCAACUCUACUGCAUCAGAACCACAUGCUUCGCAAACCUAAGGACAGACAAGGUCUGAUUCAUGAUGCAUUUCAGCUGGUAAAUUUCAGCAAACAUUGCCUUCUUUGAUAUUUUAAGCCGGUGAUUGACAUGCAAAGCUGGAGCAAGGAGGGCUCAGUCUGGGACAGGUUGCUUGCCUUGACCAUCUUAAAACUGGCCUCUUACCUGAACCAUACUCCCUGCAUCCAGAAGGCAACUGAACUCUUCUCUCAGUGGAUGGAAUUCAGUGGAAAAUUAAACAUUCUAACAGAUGUUUUAAAGAUCGUAUAUUCCGUGGGUGCUCAAACGGCAGUAGGAUGGAAUUACCUUUUAGAGCAAUAUGGAUUGUCACUUUCAGGUGCUGAAAAAAACAAAAUUCUGUGUGCAUUGUCAACCAGCAAACAUCAGGAAAAGUUAAUGAAAUAAGUGCACUAAUUUAAAUUAUUAAUUGAACUAAGAAUGGGUGGAAAGGUCAUCAAGACACAGGAGUUGGUGCCUCUUCCUCAUUCAAUCUCCAGAAAUCCAAAGGGACUGCAAUUAGCCUGGAAAUUUUUAAGAGAAAAUUGGACCCAUCUCCUUGAAAAGUUUUGACUAGGCUCAUUUGCCAUGAGAGUGAUCAUCUCUGGAACAACAUUUCACUCCUCUUCCAAGGAGUUACAAGAGGUGAAACUGUUCUUUGAAUCUCUUAAGGCCCAAGGACCAUAUCUAGGUACUUUUCAAAUUAUUCUGGAAGCCAUAUCCAAAAAUAUCAAGUGGGUGAAGAAGAAUCUUCCCACUCUGAGGACUUGGCUACUGGUUAGUAUUUAA